Messenger RNA from Vanrija pseudolonga, 1458 nucleotides. It is a transcript of the gene FUS7, whose product is annotated as Putative aldehyde dehydrogenase FUS7. NCBI's taxonomy places the organism in Eukaryota, Fungi, Basidiomycota, Tremellomycetes, Trichosporonales, Trichosporonaceae. The record is from RefSeq and is a predicted model, not a curated record. The transcript has 3 exons. The coding region runs from base 1 to 1458 and encodes 485 amino acids. Gene Ontology annotation, molecular function: aldehyde dehydrogenase (NAD+) activity.
AUGGUCGCCACUGUCCCGGACACCAAGCUCGACUGGAGCUCGUACCACAACGUCAUCAACGGCGAGCUGCGCGCCACGUCCAAGACGCGCACGGCAGUCAACCCCGCCACGGAGGAGGCCCUCCCCCCAGUGCCGGUGAGCACCGAGGCGGACGUCGACGCGGCCGUGGCAGCAGCCCGCGCCGCCUUCCCGGCAUGGAGCAAGACGUCGUGGGACGAGCGCGAGGCGCUGCUCAACAAGCUCGCCGACAGGCUCGUGGCCAACCUGCCCGAGUUCACCGAUAUCCUCGUGCGCGAGUCGGGCAAGGCGAUCGCGACGGCCCAGAUCGAGGCCAUGUUCUCGCACACCUUCCUCCGCGGCCUCGCGGCGCUGCGCGUGCCCGAGGAGGUGGUCGACGACGCCAAGGAGGGAUACAAGGUCCGCCUGCGCCACCUGCCGCUAGGUGUCGGCGCGGGCAUCGUGCCGUGGAACUGGCCCCUCCUCAUCGGCCUGUUCAAGAUCGCGUCGUGCGUCAUCGCGGGCAACGUGAUCAUCGUCAAGCCGUCCCCGUUCGCGCCGUACGCGGUGCUCAAGGUCGUCGAGCUUGCGCGCGGGCUCUUCCCGCCCGGCGUGAUCCAGGCGCUUAGUGGUGGCGACGACCUCGGCCCGUGGCUCACCGAGCACCCGGGCAUCGACAAGAUCUCUUUCACCGGCUCGAGCGCGACGGGCAAGCGCGUGCUCGCGAGCUGUAGCCGCACUCUCAAGCGUGUCACCCUCGAGCUGGGUGGCAACGACGCCGCCAUCGUGUGCGAGGACGCCGACCUCGCUCAGGCGAUCCCCAAGGUCGGCACGCUAGCGUUCUUGUUCUCGGGCCAGAUCUGCAUGGACAUCAAGCGCGUCUAUGUCCACGAGGCGAUCUACGACAAGUUCCUCGCCGGCCUCGUCGAGUUUGUCAAGACGAUCAAGACGGGCGACCCGAACGACCCCGACACGCUGGUCGGCCCGCUGCAGAACUCGAUGCAGUACGAGAAGGUCAAGGAGCUCUUCGCGCAGAUCGAGCCGCAGGGGUGGAAGACGGCGGUCGGCGGCGCGCCCGACCUCAAGAGCGCGCACGCCAAGGGCUUCUUCAUGCAGCCGACGGUGAUUGACAACCCGCCCGAGGACAGCAUGAUCGUGCAGGAGGAGCCGUUCGGCCCCAUCGUGCCGAUCCUCAAGUGGUCCAGCGAGGAGGACGUCAUCGCCCGCGCAAACGACAGCAAGAUGGGCCUCGGCGCGUCCGUGUGGAGCGCCGACAUUGCGCGCGCCACCCGCAUGGCGGAGCAGCUCGAGGCCGGCUCGGUCUGGGUCAACACCCACUUCGACCUCAGCCCCAAGGUCCCGUUCGGAGGGUCAAAGUGGAGCGGGUUCAACCGCGAACUCGGCGUCGACGGCAUCAAGGGCUGGCUCGAGCCGCAGAGCCUGUGGGUCGCGACAGCGUAG